AUGAACGUGCUGACUGACGUGCAUCAGAUGUACCUUUCAGAUCCAACUGCUGCUGCACUGAAAGGAGCCAUCCAGCAGGGCAUUCGGUAUGCUGUGGGGAACCUGAAAUCCAAGCCUGACAGAGAUGUGCUCAUGCAGGAUUUCUACAUGGUGGAGAGUGUCUUUCUACCCAGUGAGAGGAGCAACAUGACCCCAGCGCACCACUUCCCAGACUUCCGCCUCAAAACCUACGCCCCUCUCGCCUUCCGCUACUUUAGGGAGCUCUUUGGCAUCAAAGCAGAUGACUACCUGUACUCCAUCUGUAAUGAGCCUCUGAUCGAGCUGUCCAACCCCGGGGCCAGCAGUUCCUGGUUCUACUUGACCAGCGACGAUGAGUUCAUCAUUAAGACAGUGCAGCAUAAAGAGGCUGAGUUCCUGCAGAAACUCCUUCCUGGUUACUACAUGAAUCUGAAUCAGAACCCGAGGACACUGCUACCUAAGUUCUACGGCCUGUACUGCAUCCAGAGUGCCGGGGUCAACAUCCGCCUGGUGGUGAUGAACAACGUGUUGCCCAGGGCCCUCCAGAUGCACUACAAAUACGACCUGAAGGGCUCCACCUACAAACGCCACGCCUCGUGCAGGGAACGCGCCUUCAAAGACCUGGACUUCCAGGAGAUGCUUGAGGGCCUGCACUUUGAUGGCGACACGUACAGUGCCUUAAUGAAGACACUGCAGAGGGACUGCAGGGUCCUGGAGAGCUUUAAGAUCAUGGACUACAGUCUCCUGCUGGGGGUGCAUGUGCAGGACAAGAAGUGUCUGGACAGGGGGGCCAGGGUGGACAGUAAGCGCCUCAACGGCCAGAGGGUCCUCUACUCCACCGCCCUGGAGUCCAUCGAAGGGGACGGCAAGGUUGCAGAGUUAGUGGCCGACGAUGACACAAUGGGUGGAAUUCCAGCUAAACACAAAGAUGAGACGCUGCUGAUCUUCUUAGGGAUCAUUGACAUCCUCCAGUCCUACCGGUUCAUCAAGAAGGUGGAGCACUCCUGGAAAGCCCUCGUACACGAUGGGGAUAUAGUGUCAGUUCACAGGCCCGGUUUCUAUGCAGACAGAUUUUUGAAGUUCAUGGGCGGCACUGUAUUCAAAAAGAUCCAUUCUCUAAGAGGAGCAUCCUCCAAGAGGAAGAGGAGCGCCAUCCAUGCGAUGAGGUCAGCCUCCCAGGAGGUACUGUCCCAACAAAAGGAGGAGAAGAAGGACGAGAGAAAGGCCCAAAGCAUGGAGAGCCUGGGCUGACAAUGUAGUCACCCUUUAUUAAAAAAAGCGACACAACCCACAAUCUAUUGGGCCUGUACACACGCCAUGCACUCUCUGCUUUAUCCUUUGACGUUUUUUUGUAUUUCUCUGUUUUGCUCAACAGUAAUGAGUUCCUCCAAGCACCCUGACCUAGUCCUACUUCCGAAAUGUUUAAAUCAGGCUGUUUCCUCAUCCUCCUCCACUCUUGAUAAGAUCAAGAAAGACCUUGAGGAGCACCUGGAGAAUAUGUAGUGUUGACUGCACAUUAAAUCUUUACACCUUCACCACUGAGCACAAACUGGUUGAGUCAACAUUGUUUCAACGUCUUUUGUCAAUUUAUUGUGACAUGGAAUCUACAUGGAAAAUACAUUGGAUUUGAAAAAAAGUCAACUGUUGUUUUGAGGGUGAAAUUUCAACCACCAGAUUACGUAUGUCAUAUUUGUAACCAAUUUUCAACAUAGACAAACUGUGUAUAAAAUAUGUUGUAUUUGUACAUUUGAAACAACGUCAGAUCUUCAAUGUAAUAUCCACUGUCAGAAAAAUUUAAAAAAUAGGCUGGGCAGCACUUCCUACUGGAGAAUUGAUCUACAACUAUUGAUUUGGUCUCUAAUCCAGGGUUUUAACCAAGCCCAGCCUAGCUUUGAUAUUUGUCACUGACUACUACCAAUGUGUUAUCGUGAGAACAAUUAUUGAGAGAUCUCUUCUCUAUAUUCACUGUUUCUAUCGAAGUCAUUCCAAAGCGUAGGUUUAACAGAGCAAAUCAAAUGUAACUAUACUAUACGGUGCCUUCAGAAAAUAUUCAUACCCCUUGACUUAUUCCACAUUUUGUUACAACCUGAAUUCAUAAUGGAUUAAAUAGAUUUGU
Salvelinus namaycush (lake trout) is the source of this 2134-nucleotide messenger RNA. Its product is annotated as phosphatidylinositol 4-phosphate 5-kinase type-1 beta-like. Gene Ontology annotation, molecular function: phosphatidylinositol kinase activity. Bases 1 to 1269 code for a protein of 422 amino acids. The transcript is spliced from 10 exons. The record is from RefSeq and is a predicted model, not a curated record. NCBI's taxonomy places the organism in Eukaryota, Metazoa, Chordata, Actinopteri, Salmoniformes, Salmonidae. Gene Ontology annotation, biological process: phosphatidylinositol metabolic process.